UGAGUAAUAUUUUCGUAGAUAACAUGGAUUUGAUUGUUGAUAUCCAGGCCUUCAAGGGGCAAAACGGUGAAUUCAUAGUCAAGGAGUUGGCCUACAUUGAUCCCAACGAGCCAGCAGCAGUAGCUCAAUUAGCUACAUUUCAUCCACCUCACUCUUGGUACGACUUGUCGAGCGAUGUCCAGUGUGCCAAUCUGUGGCUCAAAUAUUCUUUUCACGGAUUAAAGUGGAGCGAUGGUGAACUGCCAUACGACAAGCAAGCCGAAGUUUGCUCCAGCCUCCUCGAUUUAUCGCCGACAAGGAACGUUAUUAUUUGGGUGAAAGGUGCACAGAAAAAGGAGUGGCUACAGCUAUAUUUCCCGGACGUCCGUAAUAUAGAAGAUCUCGGCUGUCCAUCCUUAAAGACACCAGGAUUUCGAACUCCGCUGGUGUGUUCACAUCACCUUCCUGACUGGAAGGAGAAUUGUGCAGUUCAAAACGUUUACGCAAUAAACAAGUGGCUUCGUGCAGUACGACAAGAUUUUAUCUUCCCACUGCAUUUCUUUGAGGAUUAUUAUUCCUCAUCUGAUUCGGAUACAACAACGACAACAUUGGAAGAAUAAUUUAUCAUAAUGGAGUCGCUGAACGCUGUGGCAAAAGCUCCACCAUUCCUGCCUACGAAAAAAAUUAAGGAUUUGGAGAUCAGCAAGAAGUACAAAAUAUCCAAACAUAAGAAAGUUCAGACAAAAUUUGGCGCGAAGGUGUUGGAGAUGGAUGGAAGUUUCGACGUUUUCCUACCCACCAAGGUAAAUGCCUUCCUCAUCGAGAACAACACCGACGAGGAGAAGUUGAAGAAUGAAAUUGAUACUAGAGAUGUUUAUCUAGUACAUUAUGGACACAACAUUAUUGAAUUCAUGUAAUAAUUUAU
Nasonia vitripennis (jewel wasp) is the source of this 904-nucleotide messenger RNA. RefSeq lists its product as uncharacterized. Lineage: Eukaryota; Metazoa; Arthropoda; Insecta; Hymenoptera; Pteromalidae. The transcript has 2 exons. The record is from RefSeq and is a predicted model, not a curated record. The coding region runs from base 24 to 599 and encodes 191 amino acids.